Messenger RNA from Gadus morhua (Atlantic cod), 1422 nucleotides. It is a transcript of the gene nrsn1l, whose product is annotated as neurensin 1-like. Gene Ontology annotation, cellular component: neuron projection; neuronal cell body; transport vesicle. The transcript has 6 exons. Bases 478 to 1137 code for a protein of 219 amino acids. NCBI's taxonomy places the organism in Eukaryota, Metazoa, Chordata, Actinopteri, Gadiformes, Gadidae. Gene Ontology annotation, biological process: nervous system development. The record is from RefSeq and is a predicted model, not a curated record.
ACCUUUUGGCACGCGAGAGACAAAGAAUGCUGUAGUGACGCGCACUCAACUUCAGCGUGUGUUCUCACGCGCACCGCCUCUUAGUUUAAAGACGCGACCAAAGAAGAAACCUGCAAUUCAACCUCACAUUGUAAAAAAAGUUUGGCUUCGGAAAACUUUAACCCGAGUCACGCGUCAAGAGUUGUAGACAAAGGGAAACUUCUCCUCGGGAUGUUAUGCGGAAUGCGUAAGGAUGGAAUCAACUGAAAACCCAAAGACACGUUUUGCAGGUGCAGAACACCCCUCACUUUAGGACCCCCUGUGAGCACCAGAUGUACCAGCUGUACCAAGAGAUCAUUACGGGAGCCUGGCCCAAGGGCAGAGAGAACAAGAGAGACCUCUUCAGACCUACUUCUGGAACCAAGGCUCCCCCCGUCCGACGGCCCACCCCCUGUUCCCCGUGGUGCUGGUGUGUAGGUGCUCCAGGGCUGAGGUGUCAUGGCGUCCUGUCCUGAGCCCUGUGCGUCCAGAGGACGCUCUCCAGAAAAGGAGCCUGCCUCUAUCUGUAUGCGGUUCGGUGUUCGGUCAUAUCUCCACCACUUCUACGAGGAGUGUUCGUCCUCCAUGCGGGAGAGAGACCCAGAGGACCAGCACCAGGGAUCAGCCCGGGACUGGAGCUCAGCCACCUGGAGCUCAGCAGCCUGGAAGGUGUCCCUGGCCCUGAGUCUCCUCCUGCUGGGGGCGGGUGUGGCCGGUCUGUCCGUGGGGUUCUCCGGCGCCCGCCGCAUCGAGUCCUUCGGUGAGGGCGAGCUGCUGUUCGUGGACGCCGCCGCCGUCCGCCACAACGAGGCGCUGCGCGUGGGCGUGGCGGCGGGCACCCUGCUCACCUGCCUGGCGGCGGUCCUGGCGCUGAUGGGGGCGUGCCUCUGGCUCCUCCCCCGAGUCGACCUCCCCGCGUGGUCCAAGCUCGGCGAGGAGGAGGCGGGGCGGAGGAGAGGGGGAGGAGGGCGGGGGGCGAGGGGAGAAGGGGGGGGAGGGGCCGGCCCGCGGUCGGCUGUCACCCGGGCCCCGGGGCCGCAGGAGGGGAAGGUGCCCGUCACGCUGUCCAAGGUGGAGAUCGUCCAGCCCUCCCCUGACAACCACCCGCCCAUCCCAUAAUAGCAUCCAACGUCCCAGCAGUGUGGCCGGUCGUCACGGAGAUGCUGGGGCGGACAGGCUAUUUGUGUUCCCCGUCGAGGACUCAAACUAAGCUUGUCGUUUGUGAAACAAGUCACAUGGUUGGUGUUGUCGAGCCGCCGGGUGUUUUACUGUACGUGACGUGAAACUGUCUGGUGUUCCCAACCGGAUUCAGAUAACGUGAGCCCAAGGCCUGUGCUGCUGUAUGCAUAGUUAACAUGUGUGGUUUUCUGUCUUUGAAUUAAAGCAAUCAAAGAGAUUUGUCAA